CCUGUCAUACAGGGUCUUCAGCCCUGUACGACAACAUUUCCACGUUAUCUAAAAAUCAACUAUCAUGAAGAUAAACACCACGCUGUUCAAAUCCAGUGUCUGCAGAUCUGUGUCCCUGUAUAUCCACACACCCAGUUCAUGUCAGACCCGGUCUGACAGCAGGCUUCGCUUCCUGCUUCCUCAACAAGAGCACAGGGAGGUCUGCAAGACGGAGGACCUGUAAAUACAUGUAAACGUAGGAUCCCUGAAGCUGCAGAGUCCAACAGAAAACGAUCGCUUGGUGUUAAAUCCGGAUAAACGUAUUAAAAUCCAUUAAUCUGAGAGGUGGACUCGCUGGAUCCACUCGGGUCCUGAUCCUCUGCAUCCUGCUAUGGGCGGCGAGUCUGUCUGGAGAUAAACACACUGAUUCAGACUGGCACCAGUCAUGGGACCCCAUCAGAGCUGGUUCCCUCGGGCCCUCUGCCAGGACAAGGAACCCCCCGGGCCAGACCAGGAGAGGCAGAAGCGCUGGGCUGAGCUGUUUGAUCAGCUGGACCUCAACAAGGAUGGACACAUCGACAUCAGUGAGCUGCGGGCAGGGCUGGCUGGCCGAGGGCUUUCUAGGGGCUCCUUGGAGAAAAUGGUGAAGGCGGGGGACACAAACAAGGAUGGAGUGCUGGACUUUGACGAGUUCAUACAUUAUCUCCAUGCUCAUGAAAAACAGCUCAAACUCAUGUUUAAAAGCCUGGACAGAAACAAUGACGGUGAAAUUGACGCAGCAGAGAUCCAGCACUCUCUACGCUCCAUCGGUGUGGACAUCAGCCUCAAAGACGCAACAAGGAUUUUACAAAGUAUAGAUAAAGACGGCACCAUGACCAUCGACUGGGAUGAGUGGAGGGACUACUUCCUGUUUAACCCUCUCAGUAACAUGGAGGAGGUGGCACGAUAUUGGAAACGCUCAAUGAUGUUGGAUAUUGGUGAGCAGCUAACAGUCCCUGAUGACUUUUCAGAGGAGGAGAAGAAAUCUGGCUAUGUGUGGCGGCAGCUGAUGGCCGGAGCCAUAGCUGGGUCUGUAUCUCGGACUGGGACUGCCCCCUUAGACCGUCUGAAAGUCUUUCGGCAGGUUCAUGGUUCUGUUGAUUUUAGAGGGAACGUGCUGAGUGGUUUUCAGCACAUGAUUAAAGAGGGAGGACUGCGGUCCUUGUGGAGAGGCAAUGGUAUGAAUGUUCUUAAAAUUGCUCCAGAAACUGCUAUCAAGUUCACGGCUUAUGAGCAGAUCAAGAUCGUGAUCCGUGGCAGAAAUGAAAACAGAAAUCUGAGAGUUCAUGAGAGAUUUGUUGCUGGUUCUCUGGCCGGAGCUACAGCGCAGACCGCCAUUUACCCAUUGGAGGUGCUGAAGACGCGCCUCACACUCAGACAAACUGGUCAGUAUUCAGGAAUCGCAGACUGUGCCAAACAGAUCCUCCAGAGAGAAGGAGUCAAAGCCUUCUACAAGGGCUACCUACCCAACCUGCUGAGUAUUGUCCCUUACGCCGGCAUCGACCUGGCCGUCUAUGAGACUCUGAAGUUUUCCUGGCUGAACAGACACAUGGGUUUAGCAGACCCUGGGGUGAUGGUGCUGGUCGGCUGCGGUGCCGUUUCCAGCACAUGUGGACAGCUAGCCAGCUACCCGCUUGCACUGAUCCGCACUCGAAUGCAAGCACAAGCUUCAGUGAAGGGAGCCCCUAAACCCUCCAUGCUGGCCCUGAUUCGCAACAUCAUCACCAAGGAAGGCGUGUCUGGACUUUAUCGAGGAAUUUCCCCCAACCUGCUAAAAGUCAUCCCAGCUGUCAGCGUUUCCUACGUUGUCUAUGAGUACACGCGGAUAAUGAUGGGAGUGGACUUUGAGGGUAGGCGGGGAGGGAAAGGGAAGGGGUAGAGAAAGGUUAGAGGGUUUGGUCUGGCUUUUCAGCUCGACGCACGUAUGCACCUGUUUGCACGGCAUGAGGAGGCGGGCCUGGACUGAGGAUUGAUGCGUGGAUUCAAAUUAAGUUUUCAGGAUGAGUUUAAGAGAAUUGAAAAUGACAGAAAUCAGCUGAUCGUUAAUAUCUGUUACAGUGUGUCUCUCACAUUUGGAGGAUCUGAUCUGCUCUGGCAGCUGCUGUGAUGAGUUUCAUGUGAAAUUUGUGACGUUGUCAUGCAUGUCAGCAGUUGUGUGAAAGCUAAUCAACUAGCGCUGCUGCUGCUGCACUGACUCGGACAGAUGGAUACCUGCAUGAACUUGCUUGAGAGCAAACAGGUAAGAGGUGUAUCUUAAAUUGGAAGCUAUGUUACAUUCCCACAGCAUUAUUUUUAUUUACAGGUGGAAUAUAAAGAAGAUAAAGACUGAUCAGAGGACUGGAUUAGAAAACCUGUUAAUGAGGGAGAAGUGGAAGUUUCUGCACAGCGAUGGACUUACAGGCAGGACUUUCAUUGACACGUCUUAAUGAAUUGUUACAAGUACCAUAGUACAGAAAUGACUGUUUUAUCUCAGAUUGAUGACUUUGUGUAAAGUUAUAAGGGUACGAGACACUGUCAGUAUACUUUUCUAUGAUUACAACCGAACAAAACUCACCAAAGGACUUUAUAUAUUCAAACGCAGGGCAGAUGCCAAAACUACACCGAAGAAGAGUACUCAUGAUAACCUGACCUCAAACUAAAUGAUCAUGUUUUAUGAGUGUUUCUAUGCAAAUAAGUGUGUUUGUGGUAGUUUUCUUCUGUAACACACUACAGGGUCCAGUGCCAUAAUGUAUUUCUUAAACUGUAUGCACGUGAUAUACAGGUUUUAUCAUGAAAUACAAAUGAGCUUUCAUGCCAAUGAACACUUUUUACUUAUCAGUAAUUGUGAUUAACAUGCCAAGAAAUGCUUAAACGAGGCUGCCUUUGUUAUUGCAUUUAGUUUGUUCCCCAAAGCUUUGAACUUGAUAGUCUUAGCUAACUAUUUCACUUCUACAAUUUUGAUUUAAUGGUUCAAUGUAGGCUAACUGAGAAGCUAUGGCUGUGCUAUGUAAUCAUGCAAUCAAAUGUUACUAUAUAAAAAAGGACAGCUCAAUUUAAAUUAUUCAUGGUUUUGAAACAAAUACACUUCUUUUCUUUUUUUAAAGUUAUAUUUGUGGGCUUUUUUGCCUUUACUGGAUAGGACAGCUGAAGAGAGACAGGAAAUGUGGGGAGUAGAGUAGGAAGACAUGCAGUGAAUGGUCGACCGGCCAAGGGCGGAACCGGUGACGAGGACUAUAGCCUCUAUAUGUGGGACGCUUAGACCGCUAGGCCACCAGCGCCCCAACAAUUAUUUUUUUUGCAUCCGUCCAGAUAUAUUUACUAUAAAUAAACUGUGCCCUUUGUUUUAUAUAAA
Molecule: messenger RNA, 3349 nt
Organism: Notolabrus celidotus (New Zealand spotty)
Lineage: Eukaryota; Metazoa; Chordata; Actinopteri; Labriformes; Labridae
Gene: slc25a23a
Product: solute carrier family 25 member 23a
Exons: 11
Coding region: 425-1897 (490 amino acids)
Biological process (GO): transmembrane transport
Molecular function (GO): ATP transmembrane transporter activity; calcium ion binding
Source: RefSeq, a predicted model, not a curated record